Molecule: messenger RNA, 1633 nt
Organism: Chanos chanos (milkfish)
Lineage: Eukaryota; Metazoa; Chordata; Actinopteri; Gonorynchiformes; Chanidae
Gene: noc4l
Product: nucleolar complex associated 4 homolog
Exons: 15
Coding region: 1-1593 (530 amino acids)
Biological process (GO): ribosome biogenesis
Cellular component (GO): small-subunit processome; Noc4p-Nop14p complex; nucleolus
Source: RefSeq, a predicted model, not a curated record
AUGGCGCCGUCCAAGAGCAGCAACGUGAAACGGAGCGGUACAGAUGAGAGCAGCCAGAUUUCUUUCAAAAAGGACAUAAACUCUAAAGUAGAUCUCAUAAUUCAAAACAGAAAGCAUGCCAACGAUAUAUUUGACAUUCUUGAAUACCUGCAGUCUGAGAGAGAGAAAGAGAUACUCUGUGCGGUCAAUGCCUGUAGCAGGAUCUUCUGCACUCUGUUGGAGAGGGGUGACCUGUACGUCGGUCAGUUGCCCAAGGAAGAAGAAAUUUUAGAAGGUGAUCGCAGUGCGGAUGAAAAGUACCAUAUAUUUGUUCGACAUCGUUACAACGACUGUGUGGAGUCUCUGCUGGAGAACAUUGGCCAUGAAUCAUUCCAAGUGAAGGAGAGUUGUCUUUGUACUCUAAUGAAGUUUGCAUCAGCUGAAGGGAAGCACCCACUUCAAAAGAUGGACUGGUGUGAGCAUUACAAUUUUCCCAGAGAGCUAAUACAGGCAGUGGUGGGCGGUCUGCUCUCAGAAAAGGAGGACAUGGCUUUGCUCAUCUCUAGGUUCCAGGAGUUUCUGGAGAUGGAUGAUGUUCGAUUCUAUGUCAUGACUUCUAUCCGUGUGAAUGUGGCCAGAGUUAUGGAUAAAAACAAAGGGGCGGUGAUGCCUGUCUAUCAGAACAAUGUUUUUACGCUGCUCACCAACAUCAACAUGCCCAGUCAAGAAUCAGAGAUCACCAACUUCAUGGUCAAGCAGGAGGUUAAACACGAAGACUGGAAACCAACCAAAAUAAAAGAGCAUAAGAGAGCCUUUGACCGAAUGUGGCUGGGAUUUCUUAAGCACAAGUUACCAGGGAGCAUGUACAAAAAGAUACUGGUGAUUCUCCAUGACUCAGUCCUGCCUUACAUGAGUGAACCUACCCUGUUGAUUGACUUUCUGACAGCUGCAUAUGAUGUUGGUGGAGCUAUUAGCUUAUUGGCUCUGAAUGGACUGUUUGUCCUUAUUCACCAACACAACCUAGAUUAUCCUGACUUCUAUAAGAAGCUGUACAAUCUGCUAGACCCCUCGGUUUUCCACGUAAAAUACAGAGCACGAUUCUUCCACCUAGCCAACAUCUUCCUCUCCUCGACUCAUUUGCCGGUCUACCUUGUGGCUGCAUUUAUCAAGCGGUUGUCUCGCCUGGCCCUCACAGCGCCGCCUACAUCUCUUCUCAUGGUACUGCCUUUCAUCUGCAACCUCAUUCGCAGACACCCAGCCUGCCGCGUUCUUAUCCAUCGACCCACUGCAGCUGAUGAACCCUGUCAAGAUCCUUAUGUGAUGGAGGAGGAAGAUCCAGCACAGAGUCAUGCCCUGGAGAGCAGCCUAUGGGAGCUACAGACCCUACAGAAGCAUUACCACCCUGACGUGGCAAAGGCAGCAAUGAAGAUAAACCAGCCCCUGCCGGACAUGGAAGAUGACAUCAGCGAGCUGCUUGAACUCACAACCUUUGAGGUGAUGGAACGGGACCUUAAACAGACUGAAAAGCAGACAGUGCCGCUAGAGUUUGAUCCAGCCACCCAGUUGCUGCAGAGCCCCAAGGAAGUUCUUGGUGUACACUUCUGUCUGGAUUAAAUGCAGCUUUUUACUGUAAACUACCACUUAAGCUUUCUUC